CUCUGAUUGGCCACGCUGUCUGCCAAUCAAGGGUGGGCGGGGCCUGUGGAAGUGAAGACGACCGAGCUGUCAAAACGCAACAAUCGCCUCUGAAUUAUCGCCGCGGGGGGAGAGAAACACCCAGCCAGCCUCGACGGGAGUCAAGGGGGAAUAACAGCGACGGGUUUUGAACGCCGCUUUUCCGCGGAAUUACGGACAAAAGUCCGCGGCGUCCUGCUUUAUUUUGGGCUAACGUCUGCUAGCUUGAGGUUGUUUUUGAUAAACCGAGCUAGCUAGCUAACUGAAGCCAGUUAGCGUUUUAGCACACACGCCUCUCAUUUUGUUUAAAGUCAUUGUUUUCAAUUUUCUGAAGGUGUAACACCGAAUAUUCAACAUGAAUGUGGCCAAGCCCUAACAGGUUCUGUCCGACAUGUGAGAACCACCCCCCCCCAUCACCAGUCCUAGUCGACCCACCCACUGAGCCCUUGACCUCUUUGCUCCAACCCUGUGCGAUUGUCAUGUGGACAAUAACAUCCAGAACAAGACUCCCGUUAACCUCUCUGGUGUCGCCAUCUUUAUCGUCACUGUCAUCAACGCUAUGGACCGGAAUAAACGCAACUCCAUCGCUGGGUUUCCCAUGCGGCCCGAGCGCCUCGCUGAGGACAGAGACGGCCUUGGCGGCGUAGGCGUGUGUGAGAUGGGCAUGGGGCCGCCAUCAUCGCAGGUGGGCAGGGUGUGCCCAUCCUCCUACAGAGCCCUUAUCAGUGCCUUCUCCUGCCUUACUCGCCUGGACGACUUCACCUGCGAGUGGAUCGGCUCAGGCUUCUUCUCCGACGUUUACAAGGUGUGGCACCGCGCUUCAGAUCAGGUGAUGGCGCUUAAGAUGAACAAGCUGAGCAGCAACAGAGCAAACAUGCUGCGAGAAGUCCAGCUAAUGAACCGCCUUUCGCAUCCCAACAUUCUCAGGUUCAAGGGAGUGUGUGUGCAUGAGGGCCAGCUGCACGCCUUGACGGAGUACAUCAACGGUGGCAACCUAGAGCAGCUUCUGGACAGCAACAAGCACCUAAGCUGGCCGGUCAGGAUAAAACUGGGCAGCGACAUCGCCAGCGGACUGGCCUAUCUGCACGCUAAAGGCAUCUUCCACCGGGACCUCACCUCCAAGAACUGCUUGAUCAAAUAUGACGACAACAGCUACACAGCAGUGGUGGGAGACUUUGGAUUGGCUGAGAAGAUCCCUACUAACUUCGCAGAGAGAGAGAAGCUUUCAGUGGUUGGUUCUCCUUUCUGGAUGGCUCCUGAGGUUCUGAGAGAUGAACCCUACAACGAGAAGGCAGACGUCUUCUCUUACGGCAUCAUCCUGUGUGAGAUCAUUGCCAGGAUCCAGGCUGACCCUGACUUUCUACCCCGCACGGUGAACUUUGGCCUGGAUUAUCACACCUUCCAGCACAUGGUUGGCGACUGUCCACCGGACUUCCUCCAACUGGCCUUCAACUGCUGCAAUAUGGACCCCACACUCCGUCCCUCCUUCACAGACAUCAUGCAGCACCUGGAUGACAUUCUGGCGCGCCUCAAGGUGGAAUACGUGGAGCACCUGUGCCCCCCCACUCUGGGCGGAGAGGGCGGCAACAAGACAAACGCCACCAAAGGGGAGAAGAUCCAGGGUCUAAAGCGACUCAACCCCCUCAUCUUCCACGAUGACAAAAUCCCCCCGAAAUCUCCCCGGCCCCGCCGCAACAUUUGGCUCAGCCGCAGCCAGUCGGACCUUUUGUCCUGCAAAGCGGGAAGGAAGGUGAACGUCCAGGACCCGUACUACGAGCCCCCGCCUGCCCAGCGAGCCCCCAAGGCCCAGAAGGUCAACCCCUUCACAGCGCGAGAGGACCUGUGUGGGGGCAAGAUCAAGUUCUUUGACGUACCCAGCAAGUCGGUCUUCUCGUUGGUCUUCGACCUGCACUCACCCCCUGGCAGCGCCUUCACCAGCCGACCCCUUGCACACAUCGCCGCCGGGCCCCAGCAGGCCUCGUCCUACUACUGGCAGCAGUUGCCAGGACGACAGUGUCACUCAUUGCCGGUGUCACCCCAACUGCCUCGCUCAGAGUUCUUGUACGCCGCCUCUGCCGCCCACAACGGCCUCACGCCCUGCAGCGCAUACCAGCGGACCUCCACCAUGUCGUCCCCCUUUUGGUCCGAGGCCGACCUGCCGGGACACGAAGUUCGUCAGAAGGCAGUCCUGAGCGGCUGGGCUAAAAAGUAUGUAGUGGUAGAGAUCCCGCCUUACUGCAGGCCAGAGGAGGACGAUGUGUUUGGGGAGAGCUGGUCUCCGAGUGUCCCUGCCGUGGAGGCCAUGGAGUGCUCGAGCACCCUGGAGGAUCAACAUGUAAUGCCACCUAAGGACCCAGAGGGAACCAUGAGGAGAGUCCGCAGGAAAGUGGCCAACAAGGAGAAGGUGUUUGGUUGUGAUCUUCAGGAGCACCUGAACGCCUCCAGUCAGGAUGUUCCACAGGUGUUGCGUUGUUGCACUGAGUUUGUUGAGCAACACGGCAUCGUGGACGGAAUUUACAGGUUGUCCGGCGUUUCGUCCAACAUCCAGAAACUCAGGAGCGAGUUUGAGAGUGAUGGGACACCCGAACUCCACAAGGACGUGUACCUGCAGGACAUCCACUGCGUCAGCUCGCUCUGCAAAGCCUAUUUCCGAGAGCUUCCCAACCCGCUGCUAACCUACCAACUUUACGACAAGUUUGCUGAGGCGGUAGCUGUUCAGCUGGAAGAGGAGCGUCUGGUAAAAAUCAGCGAUGUCCUGAAAGAACUUUCAGCGCCACAUUACAGGACUCUUGAGUUUCUGAUGUCCCACCUCGCCAAGAUGGCAUCAUACUCACCUGAGACCAACAUGCAUGCCAGGAACCUGGCCAUCGUCUGGGCACCAAAUCUUCUCAGGUCAAAGGACAUCGAGGUGUCUGGGUUCAAUGGUACUGCAGCCUUCAUGGAGGUCAGGGUUCAGUCCAUCGUGGUGGAGUUCAUCCUCACUCACGCCGCUCAGCUCUUUCCAGAACCAAGUAUAUCGUGCAACAGGAGGAAGUCUCUUCCCUCCCCACCAGCCCUUUUAAGUCAGGAAGAACCUUCAUUAAAGGCUCACCCUCCCGCCAACUUUGGAAACAUCAGUCCAGGAGAUGGUCCUCUUCCAAUAAGACCUUACCACGCUAUCAUAGAAGGGACUGACAAGAGGAAAGGCUCGUUUAAACAAAGGAAGUGGAUGUCCAUCUUCAAUAUCGGCGGUCGGUUCCAUGACCCGAGACGACGCCAUAAAGGCAAAGAAAAAGACGGACCAUUGUUGAGGCCUGCGAGAAGCAUGGACUCCCUCAGCAUCCCGUUAUAUUCAAAUGAAGGUUCUAAACAAGCUCUCCAAACGUCUAAUUUCACCAAAAUGUCGGGCUUGGAGGCUGCGGCAUCUCCUGGUCAAAUUGGCGGAAGUGAAUAUGCUGUGACCUAUCGCAGGGGGACAGGACUUGUAAGCGGUGGCACACAAGGAAUUUACACAGCCCUUGACCCUGAAGGUUUAGGAAGCACAGAAACUGACAACGUACUGUCCAGGUCACCGGGACUCACCACAAAAGUGGGUCGAAGAGCAGCAAUGCACAUCACGGGGCCUACCAUAGUAACAGUGCCGCUUCACAUCACGUCGAACCUGGCGUUAGGUGUGCUUCAAGGAGGUGGCUGUGAUAGGGUCGUCCACUGGGGCAGGGAUAAGGAGGGUGAAAAGGUGGAGGUUAAGGAUGGAGUAGACAAAGUGGAGAGGAAGGACAGUGGACAAGUGGAAGGGAAUAUAGAAACUGAAGCAGUGAUUAACAGGAAAGAAGUUUUGGACAAGGACGUACCUACUUUAGUUGACAAAAAAGAGGAGGACAAAAAGGUUUGUGGAUGGGAAAUAGUGACAGAAGAUCAAUGUGGGCCUAAAGAGACACACGCCAAAAGCCUGAACUCCAAUGCAGAUGAAGAUGUUGAGGACAAGCGUGAUCUCAAGGAAAUGCAAGGAGAGGCACCAGAUGAAAUUCAGCAGGACGCAACUGAACAUGAGGACAACCUUUUUGAUUCUUCCGACGUACUCAACUCCACAGAGGUGGAGCCUGAUGACCAGGCGCUGUCGGGCUAUGUUCAAGACAACUUUGAAUUUCUGGACCAAAUGGAUUGCAGCGUCCUGGAUCACAUGGAUGGCAGCGUUCCCUAUGAGGUUCCUCUCCACUUAAAUGAAUUCUCAGUUGAAACUCCUGGACAUUCGGAUGACGAGUAUGAAGUCAUGGAGCAGGCGUCACAUCAUUUCACUGGGACCGACAUAAGCCCGAAUACAAGUCCUGAAACAAGCAGUCAAAGCCAACCAAAGCCCCAACGACAGCUCAGCGUCAAGGCAAACGAGCGACAGGCAAAAUCCCUCAGUUUGCCUCACAUGACCUCACCAGUGGGCAAACCAGAUAGCUGCUCUGACGAAGACAUCACAGAUGAUGAAGUCUCCUAUAAUUACAGCAGUGAGGAAGAGGACAGCUUGUUUGUUAAAAGCCUCCCUCCUGAUUUCUUUUUAAACAAUUUCUGUGAUCUUCAAGUCGAUGACGCACAAGCUAGCUGCACUACCAGUGAUGAUGUUAGCGCUCAAGUAGAUCAGUCACAGAGAUGUGAAGUGAGUGGAGGUCCUCUUGAUUUUUCUACUACUAAGCAACUAAAUGAUGGAGAAGAGAUCGGAGGGGACAUGAAAGAUGGUCAGCAGCGAGAGGAGAUACCACAAAACAAUGACAAUGUUGACUUCGAUGAGAACAGCCUAAGAACAACAAACAAAGAUCACAAUGUCAUGGAAACUGGUCUUUAUCAGGAUUUAAAACCACCAUCACACCAAAGUGUGGAGCUCUCAAAGAAGGAGGACACAGAUGAGUCCAACGUUGUGGCCUCUGAUGUACUGGUGGACACGGGACAACAGGAGGAUGAAGAAGAAGUCUGUCAACUUCAAGUCUCCAUCUUUUUUGGCACCCAGAAAGAAAAGGAGGAGACCAAAGAUGUUUCUCGAGGAGCAGGAGGGGAGUUUAAGGCAGACCAGGAUGGUGGACAAGAGAGUGAAUGGAAAGAAGACGCUGGACAAGACAGAGAAGAAACGGGAAACUCACUUGAGCAAAAUAAGCUUGAAACCAAAAGAAGCAUCUCAGAAGCUCUCGCAAAUGAAAAUAGCGAAGAACUGCCUCAAAGAUUGUACAAUGAAAAGAUGGCAGUGCGCCACUCGGGGCUUGACGACACAAUCAAGAAAAUCUGGGAUGAGCUCGAGGAGGUCAUCUGUGAACUGAUCGAAGAUGAAGAAAAAAAGAUAGGUACAAGACAAGUCUGUGAUUGUGAGGAUACUCAGGUCUCAUUUGAGAAUCCUGUGCACUUUGAGGAAGAAGUGACAAACAAGAGCAAGUGUGACAUGGAAGACGAGAUGGAGACAAGUGUAGGGAAAGACCUUCAGGAUGAGACCAACUCAGCAGAGCAGGGCGAUCAAAAGGCGGCAAAAGAGGAAAAACGCAGCCUUGAGGAAGUGAUGCCAAGUCUUAAAGAGACACAACUCCAAGAGGUCAGUUGUGAUGUUCCACAGUCCAAAGAAGCUAUGACCUAUCAGAUGCGAGGAGCCAGCCAAGGAGCAGCCGCAAGGAAGCUGGUCAUCUCCAAAUCACCAAGAGUUUAUCAAGUUAAAGCUGUUCCAGUGGUCCCCCCAAAACCUCAACACUGCAAGCUAGCGGCCCUGAACCUCCGACAGCAGCAGCAGCAGCGAGAGAGGAGAGACGCCGACGUGCCUGAUGAAGAAGCGAGGGUGAAGAAAGAGAGUGUGCACAGGAAAGAAGGCGACGAUGGUGUCACCAGUAGGGACUCGCUCCGAGAGAGCCCACUCAGCAUGUGUUUUGACGAGGCCGUUGCCAUAGCUACCAUGAGGCGUGGAAAGGAGAAAGAGUGCGAGAGGGAAAGGCAGCGAGAUUGGGCAGAAGUCCAAUAAACUUAUUUUGGAAACAUGAAGAUUUUCUCUGGUCGUACAACUAAAAUAUGUCAGUGUGGACAGUUAUUUUUAAUCUCAUAAAAA
This is a messenger RNA of Nerophis ophidion (straightnose pipefish), 6061 nucleotides long. RefSeq lists its product as uncharacterized. Gene Ontology annotation, biological process: small GTPase-mediated signal transduction; protein phosphorylation. Gene Ontology annotation, molecular function: protein kinase activity; ATP binding; GTPase activator activity. The record is from RefSeq and is a predicted model, not a curated record. The coding region runs from base 578 to 5977 and encodes 1799 amino acids. The transcript has 26 exons. Lineage: Eukaryota; Metazoa; Chordata; Actinopteri; Syngnathiformes; Syngnathidae.